Cololabis saira (Pacific saury) is the source of this 1751-nucleotide messenger RNA. RefSeq lists its product as uncharacterized. NCBI's taxonomy places the organism in Eukaryota, Metazoa, Chordata, Actinopteri, Beloniformes, Belonidae. The annotation marks the transcript as partial. The transcript has 10 exons. The record is from RefSeq and is a predicted model, not a curated record.
AUGACAGCUGGUCGUGGUGUGUCCCCCUCUGACUUCCGCCCAGGCCACGGUACGGGUCACCGCCAUCGGGUGCUGAAGUGGGACAAGUCCACCUUCACUCCCCAUUUCCGGAAGUUGGUUGUCCCAGAGGAGUCACCUGACAAGAAGUUCGUCUUGCUUGUUGGUGACUCCCACCUUCGGCCCAUCGCGGACGGGUUGGUGGGACUGCCGGACCGACGUCUGUCCUGUGGCGUCCUGUCUGUCCCUGGGGCGUCGGCACUUGAGUUGCGUACUGAGGUGCUGAAUGCUGUACUGCCUCGCUCACCCGCGGCAGUCUGCAUUUUGGCACCCAGUAACGACUUGAGCGCCAGCGGGACCGUCACUCAGGCAGGUGUCGCGUUUGGUAAGCUCCUGCUGACUGCCUGUUCGACCUGGCCCAACGUGUGUGUUUUGGACUUCCCUCGCCGUCUCACCGUAGACCUCGACCUGCAGGAGCUUCUAAGCCAGGAAUACCACCGUGUGGCUGCACGUAUGGGUGUCAGGUACGUCUCUGCCACCCACUACUUUCCGCUGACACAACUGGACCUGUGGUGUCCUGACGGUGUCCAUCUCAGCAAGGAGGGCGGGAUGGAGAGGCUUGCGGAGUUGCUGUGGUGGACCCUCCACCACCAGCUGGAGCCCACAGUCCCGAGGGUCCAGACGCCUCCCAGGACGUCGCCUCCUGCCAGACGUGUCGUCCCGAGGACCCAGACAUCUCCCAGGACGUCGCCUCCUGCCAGACGUGUCGUCCCGAGGACCCAGACAUCUCCCAGGACGUCGCCUCCUGCCAGACGUGUCGUCCCGAGGACCCAGAAUUCUCCCAGGACGUCGCCUCCUGCCAGACGUGUCUCACCAAAACGGGUUGUGAAGGACGUGGUCACCGCGCCACGUCCAUCCAGCCCUUUGGAGCAGACAUAUGUUCUGUCUUCACAGGUGGACGUGGGGAUGGAUUCGAUCCCGCUAAAUCCUGUGUGGUUUAGUCCGGCGAUCCUGGAUGUGAUGGAGAAGGCCGUUCCGGCCCACCUUCCCAGCGCUGUGGAGAGCGCAGCUCGUCCGGACGGCAGGAAGCAGAAGUCGACUGUGGAGCGCCGAGACAGAGGACCCUCCAAGAGGACCCGGGAGAAGCAGCAGGUGGAGGCACCAGCCGUGGAGGUGUCCUCCAAGCCAGCGCCUUGCAGUCCUAGGAGAGUGGUGGUGGAGCCUGGUGCGUCUGACCCUGCCCAGCCCCAGGAGUCCACCUUCCAGGAACGUCCCAGCCAGGAUCCUGCCGUUGGUCCGAGCCAUCGCACUCAAUCCGUGAGGGCGUCGCAUUCUCAGAAGGACGGGAGGUAUGGAACCUUUUCUCGCAAUCACCAGUGUACCUGCAUGGCUCUGACCUUUCUCGCCUACCACCAGGAGGGGGUGGAUUUUGACAUGGUCUCACUUGAUAGAGUGCUUGAACAGGGGAAUGCACUCUAUGUAGGUAUCAAAGAACAGUUGAAGGCGGACAAAAGGUUCAAAAGCAACCACUUGACCAUAGAGGAGAUGCCGAAACAGGUUUUCACCGAUUCGGAUACCUACAAUGUUCAGUUGGACAUGUCGGACUUGAGGGUUGGUUUCUUGAAGGCUGUAGACGGCAGCCCUCGAAGCAGGAGAGGACUGUGCCUUCGUGAACAGCUGAAAAGCCUCUCUCAAGGUGUCAACCUUGCGUUUCUCAUUGUCGCUCCUGAGUGCAUUGCAGUGUUCCGUGACCG